UUCCAUUUGUACCAAUCCUUUAGGUCAACUUCUGCAUAGGCAUAUUGAUGAUUCAUCCAUUAUGACCCAUACCUUUCCCUUUAUGCAAAACCAAAACCCAAACUUAACGCAACAGCUUUUGCCUUCAAAGCAACAACCUCUCUUAUCUUCUUUCUAUUCUCUUCUGUCAUUUCUCGCCUGCAUACAUUAAUCACUUUCCCUUACCCUCCCUCUGUUUUCCCCAUAAUCAUCUUCAUUACAGCACUCCCAACAAAUAAAACGACAAAGUCUCAUUAGUUGCAACAUCCCAUAACCAAAUACACCACAAUUUCUCCCUUCCCCAAACCUAACCUUAUCACAGUACAUCAAUCAUGUUUUAUUUCUCAUCUCCCUCGUUUCUAUAAAUACCAUUUUUCAUUUCAAUUAAAUCACUAUCCCAAUUUUUUCUUCUUGUUGCGUCUUUUUUUCUUCUAAUUCCCUUCAUUUUCUUUUUAUCGAAAAUGAACACCAUGAGAGGACCGGAAGAUCAGCAAUCUAGGGUUUUCUGUGAGCUGUCGGCUCUGGUCUUCAACCUCCUCCGCUCUCCGCCGCUCAUGCCGGAGUCUCCGCCCAGGCGCCCAACGGCGGGGGCUCAGAUAACGCCGGCAGGGUUCGCAUCGCUGCUUCUGGGGAUUUCGGUGGCUCUCAUGCUCUGCGGAUCGGUUACUUUUUUCAUCGGGUUUAUGUUGAUGCCGUGGGUUCUCGGAUUGAUGAUGGUUUUCUACGUCGCUGCCAUCGUUUCCGCUCUCUCCGUUCUGGGGCGUUCCAUUCUCUGUUUUGCCUCGCCGCGUAAGGAUCUUCCUGUGGUUGUUUUCCUUUUCGCAUCUGGCUUGUUUGAGCUUGUCAGCGCAGCUUAUCUCUUAGAUCGUAUCACACACACAUGUUGGAUCACGAGCCUAUUUUUGCUGUUUCAGAGUGGAAACUUAUGUGAAAAGAUAAAUAAGGGAGUGGACUAGUGCGAUCGUAGUUAUUGUGCCUGCCCCCUUGCGCAGCCUGCGGAACGAAGAUCACUGAACUUCUCUGACCAGAAGCAGGAGUUUUGGCUUUUGUGAAAAGUACUAAACUUUGUGGAUAUGGCUUCUCUUUUUAUUACAAUCAGCCAAGUUCUGAGGAAUCAAGAAUUGAGGACUUUCUUCCCGCUAUUGUCUAUUACUGUCAAUUAUUUUAUUUGUCGUUAUUUUCACUCUUGUAAAUUUUGAAGUAGAGGCUUCUGAAAUUCAUUUCUUUUCCAUUUCCAAACGUGGUAUAUAUACACUGUAAAAUUUGAUAUGAUGACUCACGAGAAGGUUGUCUUAUUACAAUUUUUUAUACACAAAAUUGAGAAUGACUUUAUUAAA
Molecule: messenger RNA, 1355 nt
Organism: Vigna angularis (adzuki bean)
Lineage: Eukaryota; Viridiplantae; Streptophyta; Magnoliopsida; Fabales; Fabaceae
Exons: 3
Coding region: 480-974 (164 amino acids)
Source: RefSeq, a predicted model, not a curated record